Molecule: messenger RNA, 2173 nt
Organism: Beta vulgaris subsp. vulgaris (sugar beet)
Lineage: Eukaryota; Viridiplantae; Streptophyta; Magnoliopsida; Caryophyllales; Amaranthaceae
Product: protein NRT1/ PTR FAMILY 4.6
Exons: 5
Coding region: 187-1974 (595 amino acids)
Biological process (GO): transmembrane transport
Cellular component (GO): membrane
Molecular function (GO): transmembrane transporter activity
Source: RefSeq, a predicted model, not a curated record
UCUCCUCACCUCACCCCUCUCUCCUCUCUCCUUCCAACCCCCUUUUUUUUAUAUAAAUCUCCCACCAUCAUCUUCUCUACCAAUCGCCUUCCCUCGUCAUCUCACUCCACCAUAUAGCAAAACUAACGCUCCUAUCUCUUCCUUCCCUCUUUUCUUCCAAAUCUUUCCAAACAAAUCACAAAACAAAUGGAAGUAGAGAAGAAGCUUGUACACCAACACACUGAUGAAAAAUGGCAAGACUACGUCGAUUGGAGAGGCCGUCCUGCCCUUCAACGUCGACACGGCGGAUUUCCUGCGGCCUCUUUUGUUCUUGUGGUGGAAGUGAUAGAAAACAUGGCAUUUUUGGCAAAUGCAAGUAAUUUGGUGUUGUAUGUGUCAAAACACAUGCAUUUUUCACCCUCAAAAUCAUCAAACACAGUUACUAAUUUUAUGGGAACUGCUUUUCUCCUUGCUUUGCUUGGUGGUUUUCUUUCUGAUGCCUUUUUCACAACUUAUCAAGUCUACCUUACUAGUGCUGCCAUUGAAUUUCUGGGACUAGUACUCUUAACCGUCCAAGCGUACAAGCCUUCCCUACAACCACCACACUGCGACCCAACAAACCCCACGACAAGUGCAUGCCGAGAGCCUAACACCUCCGAAGCAGCAAUGCUCUACAUAGGCCUCUACCUUGUGGCCGCGGGUGUUGGAGGGAUAAAAGGAUCAUUACCAACCCAUGGCGCGGAACAAUUUGAUGAGAGCAGCCCACAGGGGAGGAUAAAGAGGUCUACAUUCUUCAAUUACUUUGUAUUUUGCUUGUCAGCUGGUGGACUAAUUGCAACCACGUUUGUGGUGUGGGUUGAGGACAACAAGGGCUGGAAAUGGGGAUUCUUAAUCUCCACAAUGGCUAUAUUGUUAUCUAUUCCUGUCUUUCUAUCUGGCUCCCCAUUUUACCGGAACAAGAUCCCUUCUGGGAGUCCUUUAACUACCAUAUCAAAGGUCAUAGUAGCUGCAAUAAUCAACAGUUGCACGAACAAAAAUUCCAGCACUGCAGUAGCGAACAUGGUCGCAAGCCCAACAAGUUUUCCACUUCAAACGUCAAAGGAAAUCGAACCAGUAAAGGGCAGCCAAGAGACAAUAACACAUAUUGAUCCUUUGGAAACUCUAACCGAAAGCUUCAAAUUCUUGAACAACGCAAUAAACAAUAAUCCAUCUUCACCAGCUUUGAAAUGCAGCAUCAAAGAGGUAGAAGAAGUAAAGAUAGUCCUAAAAAUCUUUCCAAUCUUCGCAAGCACAAUCAUUCUAAACUGUUGUCUAGCCCAACUAUCAACCUUCUCAGUAGAACAAGCCGCGUCAAUGGACACCAACCUUAGCUCCUUAAAAGUUCCUCCAGCCUCACUCCCUGUAUUUCCAAUAGUCAUUAUCAUGGUGGUGGCCCCAAUAUAUGACCACAUUAUCAUCCCUUUUGCGCGUAACAUCACCAAAAGAGAGACUGGUAUAUCCCACCUUCAGAGGAUUGGGGCUGGUCUAAUCCUCGCAGUUAUAGCCAUGAUCGUGGCUGCUCUAGUCGAGGUGAAAAGGAAACGAGUUGCAACUGAUCAUGGUUUGAUUGAUUCAACUGAACCAUUGCCCAUAUCUUUCUUUUGGAUUGCUAUACAAUACGCGUUACUUGGAUCAGCUGAUCUCUUCUGCUUAGCUGGGAUGCUUGAGUUUUUCUUCACAGAGGCUCCAUCUAGCAUGAGGUCUCUUGCAACCUCGCUCUCUUGGGCCUCGUUAGCUAUUGGUUACUACCUUAGCUCGGUCAUCGUUUCGAUUGUUAAUGCUGCUACUAGUACAGGCCAUGGUCAUAACAAGGCAUGGUUAUCUGGGAAGAACUUAAACCGUUAUCACCUUGAGAGGUUCUAUUGGUUAUUGUGUGUUUUGGGUGGUUUGAAUUUCUUGAACUACCUCUUUUGGGCAUGUAGGUACAAGUACAGAUCAACUGGAUCAAGAAGGUGAAUUAUACAAUGUACAUCUUCCUCCUCCUUAGGUCUUUCCCAUGGACCAACAAAUUACAUCUUCUAGUUGUGUAAAAAAAAUUUGAUCGGCUAAAUUAACAAGAAAGUUCUAUAUAUAUGCAAUGGUAACUUGUACAUCCUAGUUCGUUUUUUUUCCAACUUAAUUGAUUCAGUUUAAAUUUUUUCGGUUUCAGUUAUCA